This is a messenger RNA of Symbiodinium natans, 1059 nucleotides long. NCBI's taxonomy places the organism in Eukaryota, Dinophyceae, Suessiales, Symbiodiniaceae. The record is from the annotation of a GenBank genome assembly.
AUGCUCCACCAUGCCGAUGCCUUGCCGGACGCGGAGCGUGGUGGCGCUGCCGACGCCGGCCGCAGUGGCCAGGGCUCCGAGAAGAAGCCUUCAAGGAAGAAGGCGAAGCGCUUCGCCUUAUCUCCGUUUCCCGGAGGCAGUGGUGCCUCAAAGUCAGCGCUAGCGCUCGUUGCUGCGAUGGGUGCCAGAGCUGUUGGGCCCGUGCUGUCGCUGCGUUCAUCGCUGGCUGGCUGCUGCGGAACAGACUUGCACUUGGUGUUCUGCGCCCUGGAGAACAACGAGGACAUCCACUUCCUGAGCAUCGGCUGCAACGCGGCUCUGGCCACCUCCAGCUCCCUGGCCUCCCAGUUGGCCCAGGUGCUGCGGAAGGGCUUCCUGUGGGCCUGCGACUUCGGUGAGUUGUACUUCCGUGGUGACGUCCUGGACGUUCUCCUCAAGGGCAUUGAGGGGCCGUCCGGGGCCCCCCUCAGCAAUCUGGCCUUCACCUUCAUUGACAAGGGCUGCGGCAUCAAUGAGCGCCAAGUGGCCAAGCUGAAGUGCCUCACCCGCCAGAGGCGGCUGCUGGACAAGGCGCUGUCGUCCACGAAGGUGGACCGGACCCAUGCUGCGUGGCUAGACAUCCCCCACGUCUUCGGCCUCGUGAUGAGGUCCAAGAAUCUGACCAAGUGCUUCUGGCGCCCCUACCAGGAGGGGGAGUUCUGGCGCAGGGCCGGCUUCCAUUGCUCCGGCCUAAGGCUGCAGUCCCAGUCCGCGGGCAAGCGCGUGAACCCGGCGAUUCAGCGGCUGACCACCGCCCUCCACCGCGGGAAUCUCGACCCGAACGGUCUGCAGAAGGCCUUCCCCCCGGGCGAGGAGGGCCGGCGCCGAAGCCGGGAGCUCCUGGAGCAGGCCCUGCAGAGGGAUCUGCCCCCCGCGCCGCUGCCGCGCUGGGUGCUGCCAGGUUUCCGGGAGCCCCAGAAGCGGCAGAAGGAGGAUCGCCAGCCCGUCCUGCAGGAGGGGCUCUUGAAGCGGAGGCGGGUUACGGCGCCGGUGGAGUCGACCAUCGUCGUGGACGGGUGA